Anguilla rostrata (American eel) is the source of this 940-nucleotide messenger RNA. RefSeq names its product retinol binding protein 4, like (gene rbp4l). The coding region runs from base 153 to 743 and encodes 196 amino acids. Lineage: Eukaryota; Metazoa; Chordata; Actinopteri; Anguilliformes; Anguillidae. Gene Ontology annotation, molecular function: retinol transmembrane transporter activity; retinoid binding. The record is from RefSeq and is a predicted model, not a curated record. The transcript is spliced from 6 exons.
UAAUCAAUAAGCCUGUCUGUGUGCAGGACUAUAAAAGAGGAUCUCGGGAGGAGAGGCAGCACAGUUUGUUGGACAGCCUGAGAAAGAUAGUUCAACACACAGCCGAAUCCUACCUGCUCCCUGCCUCUCUGAACCCCAGAUCCAGAGACAGAAUGGACUACUCCAAGUUUGCUCUGUUGGUGGUACUGCUCUCCUAUGUGGAAAGGUGCUGGUCAGCAUCCUGUGUGGUAGACAGCUUCAAUGUCAAGCAGGACUUUGACCCCAAGAGAUAUGCUGGGAAGUGGUACGCCCUGCAGAAGAAAGACCCGGAAGGCCUCUUCCUCCAGGACAACAUCUCUGCCGAGUACACCAUCGACGAUGACGGCACCAUGACCGCCUCGUCCAAAGGCCGCGUCACGCUUUUCGGGUUCUGGGUUGUGUGUGCUGACAUGGCUGCCCAGUACACAGUACCUGACCCAACAACCCCCGGCAAGAUGUUCAUGACCUACCAGGGCUUGGCCAGCUACCUGUCCAGUGGAGGCGACAACUACUGGGUGAUUGACACCGACUACGACAACUAUGCCAUCACCUAUGCCUGCCGCACCCUGAAGGAGGAUGGCUCCUGCGAUGACGGCUACUCCCUGAUCUUCUCCCGCAACCCCCGCGGCCUGCCCCCCGCCAUCCAGCGCAUCGUUCGCCAGAAGCAGGAGGAGAUCUGCAUGGCCGGCCAGUUCGAGCCUGUGCUGCAGUCCGGUGCUUGCUAGACCGUGCAGGGACCAUCAGAAGGAUUCCUUUAGCAUGCGGGCAUGAGAAGAGGCAUCCAAAACACGCUGGUAGCAAUGUCGUAGUGAUGCGUAGAGCAGACCGUUCUACCCAGGGAAGUAAGCCGACAUUUUGCCCAUUCAAGAGAACAGAUGUGUUGUACCAGAUCUAUGAGACAAUAAACAUUUUUUUAAACAAA